GAUGGGAACAUCGAGUACAAGCUAAAGCUAGUGAAUCCCUCGCAAUAUCGCUUUGAGCACCUGGUGACACAGAUGAAGUGGCGACUACAGGAGGGCCGAGGUGAGGCCGUCUAUCAGAUCGGCGUGGAGGACAAUGGGCUGCUGGUGGGCCUCUCAGAGGAGGAGAUGCGUGCCUCGCUCAAGACACUGCGCCGUAUGGCAGAGAAGGUUGGGGCUGACAUUACAGUGCUGCGGGAGAGGGAGGUCGAUUACGACAGCGACGUUCCAAGGAAGAUAACGGAGGUGCUUGUCCGAAAGGUGCCUGACAACCAGCAGUUCUUAGAUCUGCGAGUAGCUGUGUUGGGAAAUGUGGACUCAGGGAAGUCAACCCUGUUGGGCGUCCUAACACAAGGAGAGCUGGACAAUGGGCGGGGCAGAGCACGCCUCAACCUCUUCCGGCAUCUCCAUGAAAUCCAGUCAGGAAGAACGUCGAGCAUCAGCUUUGAGAUCCUUGGCUUCAACAGCAAAGGAGAGGUGGUAAAUUACAGUGACUCCCGAACAGCAGAAGAGAUCUGUGAGAGUUCUUCCAAAAUGAUCACUUUCAUUGACCUGGCUGGCCACCACAAGUAUCUGAAAACAACAAUCUUUGGCCUCACCAGCUACUGCCCGGACUUUGCUAUGCUGGUGGUUAGUGCCAACACCGGCAUUGCAGGCACAACGCGAGAGCACUUGGGCUUGGCCAUGGCUCUCAAGGUCCCCUUCUUCAUUGUCAUCAGCAAAGUUGACUUGUGUUCGAAAGCCACCGUGGAACGGACAGUGAAGCAGCUGGAGCGAAUCCUGAAGCAGCCAGGCUGCAACAAGCUCCCCCUGCUUGUGAACUCAGAUGACGAUGCUGUUACAGCAGCACAGCAGUUUGCACAGUCUCCCAACAUCACCCCAAUCUUCACGCUGUCCAGUGUUUCUGGGGAGAACCUGGAUCUCUUAAAAGUCUUCCUCAACAUCCUCCCUCCACUGACCAACAGUAAAGAGCAGGAAGAACUAAUGCAGCAACUCACAGAAUUUCAGGUCGACGAAAUUUAUACUGUGCCAGAGGUGGGGACUGUUGUGGGAGGAACUCUGUCGAGUGGGAUCUGCCGAGAAGGGGAGAACCUAGUGGUUGGUCCCACUGAUGAUGGGAAGUUCCUCCGGCUGAAAGUAUGCAGUAUCCAACGCAACCGCUCUGCCUGCCGCGUGCUGCGGGCUGGGCAGGCAGCCACGCUGGCCCUCGGACCCUUCGACCGCUCUCUGCUGCGCAAGGGCAUGGUCAUGGUGAGCCCAGAAAUGAAUCCCACCAUCUGCUCAGUGUUUGAAGCCGAGAUUGUACUGUUGUUCCAUGCCACGACUUUCCGGAAGGGGUUUCAGGUGACGGUGCACGUGGGGAAUGUGCGACAGACUGCUAUCGUAGAGAAGAUCCACGGAAAGGACAAGCUGCGGACAGGAGAGAAGGCAGUCGUCCGUUUCAGGUUCAUCAAGCAUCCUGAAUACUUGAAGAUCGGAGCCAAGCUGCUUUUCCGUGAAGGAGUCACCAAAGGCAUUGGGCAUGUCACUGACCUCCAAGCCAUCACCACCAAAGAAAAUGGCCUGGAGGAGUCUCUGGGGCCUGGACAGCUGAGCUUCUGACUACCACUAGGUCAGAGAGAUCUCUACUCACCAACACCUGGGGAGAAGGAUGGAAGCUCCCGUGGCACUCUGAGUGAUGCCUGGAGCUGCUG
This is a messenger RNA of Balearica regulorum gibbericeps (East African grey crowned-crane), 1730 nucleotides long. NCBI's taxonomy places the organism in Eukaryota, Metazoa, Chordata, Aves, Gruiformes, Gruidae. The record is from RefSeq and is a predicted model, not a curated record.